Messenger RNA from Cryptosporidium muris RN66, 3555 nucleotides. RefSeq names its product RNA polymerase beta subunit, putative. Gene Ontology annotation, cellular component: RNA polymerase II, core complex. The transcript has a single exon. The record is from RefSeq and is a predicted model, not a curated record. The coding region runs from base 1 to 3555 and encodes 1184 amino acids. Gene Ontology annotation, biological process: DNA-templated transcription. Gene Ontology annotation, molecular function: ribonucleoside binding; DNA-directed RNA polymerase activity; DNA binding. Lineage: Eukaryota; Apicomplexa; Conoidasida; Eucoccidiorida; Cryptosporidiidae.
AUGUUGACUUCUUUGAAAGAUGAUGAAGUGCAGCAAGAGGACUCAUGGGCCUUAAUAGGUACAUAUUUCCGAGAUAGGGGUUUAGUAAGUCAGCAACUAGAGAGCUUUAACGAUUUUAUAAUGUAUAAAUUGCAGGAAAUUGUAGAUGAACAUCCUCCAAUUGUAAUUAUUCCACAGCCUCAAUACCGUCCAGAUGAGCAGAUAGAUACAAGUAUUCAGUAUGUAUUAAAGUUUGGUCAGUUAUCUUUGAGUAGACCUUCUGUGGAAGAACGUGAAGGAGUAGCGAGAGGUUUAUGGCCAAGUGAAGCUAGGCUAAGAAGCUUAACAUAUGCAAGUCCAGUGUUUGUUGAUGCAGAGCAGAAGAUAUAUCGUAUGCAUGAAGAUGGUACACAGACAUUACUUCAUGAAACAACAUAUUCGCGUCUUCCACUUGCUAAGAUUCCAAUAAUGUUGCGUUCAGAAUAUUGCUGGACGCAUAAUAUUAGUGAACGUGAGCUUCAGAGUGCAGGGGAGUGUAUAUAUGAUCAGGGAGGUUACUUUAUAAUAAAUGGAAUGGAAAAAGUACUGAUUGGGCAAGAAAGAAUGGCAAAUAAUUUUGUGUACUUAUUUCAAAAGAAACAGCCCUCUAAAUAUACUUGGAUUGCAGAGGUCAGAAGUAAUAGGGAAGGAAUGCAAGCAACAUCAGGUUUUUCAGUAAAGCUUAGAGGGGGAUCUCAAGGUCAGGUAGUAGCAACUUUACCUUAUAUACGCACAGAUAUUCCUAUUGCAAUCCUCUUUAGAGCAUUGGGGGUUUUAUCUGAUAAGGAUAUUUUGCUAAGGUGUGUUUACGAUUUUAGUGACUCGCAGAUGUUAGCUAUUUUACGUCCAUCUUUGGAAGAAACAUUUGAAUUUUCAAGCCAGGAAGUAUGUUUAGAUUUUAUUGGGAAGCGUGGACCUACUGUUGGUGCAAUUCGUGAGAAGAGGAUUCAAUAUGCACGAGAAUUGUUAGAGAGGGAGGUGUUACCUCAUGUUGGUGUAACUAUAGGAUGUGAAUUUCGUAAAGCUUACUUUAUAGGUUAUAUGGUCCAUAGAUUAUGUAUGGGAGCAUUGGGAAGAGUUCCUGAAGAUGACAGAGAUCAUUUUGGUAAAAAAAGGCUGGAUUUAGCAGGACCCCUUGUAGCAGCUUCAUUUGGUCAGUCUUUUAGGAAGAUGAUGAAGGAUAUGAGACGCCUCUUACAACGAAAUAUUGACAAUGGUAAAGAAUUUGAUGUAGCUGGGGUAAUUAGAUCAGCUUCUUAUAUUACACAAACUUUACAAUAUCAAUUUGCUACGGGUAAUUGGGGUAAAGAUCGUGAUGGUAAAAUAGUUCGAACUGGUGUUGCUCAGGUACUGAGUCGCCUUACUUUUGCAUCAGCUUUAUCUUAUCUGAGGCGAUUGAAUACACCUUUGGGCCGUGAAGGAACAUUAGCUAAGCCUAGGCAGCUUCAUAAUACCCAUUGGGGAAUGAUUUGUCCAGCUGAGACUCCAGAAGGUCAUGCUGUAGGUUUAGUAAAGAACUUGGCUUUAAUGUGUGAAAUCUCUGUUGGUUAUCGUCCAUUUGCAAUUAGAACUUUCUUAGAUGAAUGGGGAAUGGACUCAAUAGAUGAAGUUCCACCCGAGGAUAUUAAGGACAAAAUAAAAGUCUUCUUGAAUGGUAAUUGGGUUGGCUGUUUUGACGAUUCUGAGGACUCUAUAACCAACUUACGCAUGAUUAGAAGGAGUGGAGAAAUUCCUUAUGAGACUUCUAUUGUUUUAGAUGUUGUAAAUCGUGAGGUAAAGCUAUUUACAGAUGCAGGAAGAUCUAUGAGACCUCUAUACAUUGUAGGUGAGGAUGGAGAACUAAAAAUUCGUAAGUCUCAUAUAGCAACACUUUUGGGAAUUAAGAUGCCAGAAAAUAACUCUAAUGAAGAUAUGAAAAUUUUAUCUGAAGUUGACUUACCUGAAGGUGGAAUUUCAAGAGAUUCUGAUUUUACUUGGGAUGAUCUAAUCAAAUCGGGGAUAAUAGAGUAUAUUGAUUGCGAAGAGGAGGAAACUGCAAUGAUUGCCAUGUUUAUGAAUGAUCUACGCGAUGCUCGUGGCUACUGUAGUACAUACACACAUUGUGAAAUUCAUCCAUCCUUAAUUUUGGGAAUUUGUGCAAGUAUCAUUCCAUUUCCAGAUCAUAAUCAGAGCCCUAGGAAUGUUUAUCAAAGUGCUAUGGGUAAACAAGCAAUGGGGGUAUAUACUAGCAACUACAAUGUGAGGAUGGAUACAUUAGGUUAUGUUUUAUACUAUCCUCAAAAACCUUUAGUUACAACUAGAGCCAUGACAUAUAUGAGAUUCAGAGAGCUUCCUGCAGGUAUUAACUGUAUAGUAGGUAUUAUGUGUUAUUCAGGUUACAAUCAAGAAGAUAGUUUGAUUAUGAAUCAAUCAUCUAUUGAUAGAGGACUAUUCCGCUCAGUUUUUUUUAGGACUUAUGUCUCAGAGGAGAAACAAAUAGGGAGUAAUCUGAUUGAGGCAUUUGAGCUGCCUAAUCCAGAUGAAGUGAGCGGACUUCGUUUUGGGAAUUAUGGAAACCUUGAUCGUGAUGGACUUAUUGAACCUGGGAAUCGAGUUUUAGGUGAUGACAUUAUUAUAGGAAAGUUUGGACCUAUUCCACCAGAAGAACGAGAUAACCGAAUUGAACGCCUUACAAAACGCGAUUGCUCUAUUGGAUUGAGAAGCUCAGAACAUGGGGUUGUAGAUGAGGUUCUUUUAAGUACCAAUAGCAAAGGAGUCAAAUUUACAAAAGUUAAAGUUAGAACAAUUCGGGUACCUCAUAUUGGUGAUAAAUUCGCUUCAAGACAUGGUCAGAAAGGUACAAUUGGGAUUACAUAUAGAAUGGAAGAUAUGCCAUUUACUCAAGAUGGAAUAGUACCAGAUAUCAUUAUGAAUCCUCAUGCUAUUCCUUCAAGAAUGACUAUUGGGCAUCUUAUUGAAUGUAUACUCGGCAAGACUUGUGCUAUUGAAGGCAUGGAAGGUGAUGCUACACCUUUCACAAAAGUCACUGUUGAAGAAAUAUCAAAUAGGUUACAUGCUGCUGGUUUUCAAAGAAAUGGAAAUGAAGUUAUGUAUAAUGGGCAUACUGGAAGACAAUUAGAAUCUCGAAUUUUUAUAGGCCCAACCUAUUAUCAACGCUUAAAACACAUGGUUGAUGAUAAGAUUCAUGCUAGGGCAAAGGGGGCUAUUACGAUGUUGACAAGACAACCUAGAGAAGGUAGAUCUAGAGAAGGAGGCCUUCGUUUUGGUGAGAUGGAGCGUGACUGCAUGAUCUCACAUGGAGCUGCAAAGAUGCUUAAAGAGCGACUUUUUGAUCAGUGUGAUGCAUACAGGGUUCAUGUAUGUGAACUUUGUGGCCUUAUUUGUACUGCUGACCUAGGAAAACAGCAUUAUGAGUGCAAAGUAUGCAGUAACAAAUCUCAAAUUAGUCAAGUUUGUCUUCCUUACGCUUGUAAAUUGCUUUUACAGGAGUUAAUGGCAAUGUCUAUAUAUCCUAGGUUACAGCUGCAAACUGCUUAA